GAGGCGGGAGACUUAGGUGGAGGCCGCGCCCGGAGGGGAGGAGUCGGGGCCGGCCCAGCGGCCGGGCUCUGCCGGGCCAUACGAGCCCCCCUCCCCACGAACCGAGCUGGCUAGUCCUGGCUACCCAGAGCAGAACCCCUUUUCUGACUGACCCCGCUUCACGAGCAAACGCCAGCUCCGUGACGUCACAGCCCUGCCCAUCCCCUCAGCCUGAUGUCACCCCCUCCCCGCUCACUGUGCGCUUCCUCAGUGUCCCAGUCACCUGGUCCACGCUGUGUGCUGGCGCCACUUGACGGGGCCUGCCGAGCCCGAAGACUUCCCGGGAACUCUAGGGUGCUCGGGACCGUUUUAAUCACCGCCCCCGAGGCUAAUCUCGCCUUCCCACUCUACUGUCAGUUGUUGCCCUUGUCCAGCCUUCAGGUUCGGCGUCCCGAACUCCAACCCUAGACCGGACUCUGACCCCCAUAUCCUUCUCAUCGUGAGAACCCAGCAGUGAUGUGGGAGUGGAGACUCGCAGGAGCCCCGGACUUCACCUGAGCUACCUCAGUCCCCAGGAGUGGCAAGAGAAAGAAGAAAACCCUGAGUUGGGGGGGACCAGGAUGCCUGACCGGGACAACUAUGCCAACGGCACUGGGAACAGCGGUGGAGUCCCUGGAGGUGGUGGCAGUGAGGAGGCCAGCGGGGCAGGGGCAGGCAGUGGGGGGGCCACCUCAGAUGCCAUCUGUAGAGACUUCCUGAGGAAUGUGUGCAAGCGGGGCAAGCGCUGUCGGUACCGCCACCCGGACAUGAGCGAGGUGUCCAACUUGGGGGUGAGCAAGAAUGAAUUUAUUUUCUGCCAUGACUUCCAAAACAAGGAGUGCAGCCGCCCAAACUGCCGCUUCAUCCACGGCUCCAAGGAGGAUGAGGACGGCUAUAAGAAGACAGGGGAGCUACCUCCUCGGCUGAGGCAGAAAGUGGCGGCUGGGCUGGGUCUCUCCCCUGCUGACCUGCCCAAUGGGAAGGAGGAGGUCCCUAUCUGCCGCGACUUCCUCAAAGGGGACUGUCAGAGAGGAACCAAGUGCAAGUUCCGUCACCUGCAAAGGGAUUUUGAAUUUGAUGCUCGAGGUGGAGGGGGUACUGGAGGCGGGGGCUCAACAGGCUCCAUUCCCUCGGGACGACGCCAUGAUCUCUAUGAUAUCUACGACCUUCCUGAAAGGGGCUUUGAGGACCACGAGCCAGGCCCUAAGCGCCGGAGAGGUGGAUGCUGCCCUCCUGAUGGCCCCCAUUUUGAGUCCUAUGAAUAUAACUUGGCUCCGCCCCGUGGAGUAGAGUGCAGACUGCUAGAGGAGGAGAAUGCCAUGCUCAGGAAACGAGUGGAGGAGCUGAAGAAACAGGUCAGCAACCUGCUGGCCACCAAUGAGGUACUUCUGGAACAAAAUGCCCAAUUCCGAAAUCAGGCCAAGGUCAUGACCCUGAGCUCCACUGCACCAGCGACUGAGCAGACCCUGGCCCCCACUGUGGGCACUGUGGCCACUUUUAACCAUGGCAUCGCCCAGACUCACACUACGCUGAGCAGCCAGGCUCUGCAGCCUCGCCCUGUGUCCCAGCAAGAACUUGUGGCCCCUGCUGGAGCCCCAGCUGCUCCCCCAACUAAUGCUGCACCUCCUGCUGCUCCACCACCCCCACCUCCACACUUGAACCCAGAGAUCACGCCACUGUCAGCCGCUUUGGCUCAAACCAUCGCCCAGGGGAUGGCACCCCCGCCUGUUUCCAUGGCCCCGGUAGCUGUGUCUGUGGCCCCUGUGGCUCCUGUGGCUGUGUCCAUGGCGCAGCCCUUGGCAGGAAUCACAAUGAGCCACACUACUACUCCGAUGGUGACUUACCCCAUUGCUUCCCAGAGCAUGCGCAUCACAGCCAUGCCGCACUGACAGGACUAAUGGACACUCUGCUCCCUGUCACAGCAUCUGGGGCUGGGGUCAUGGCCCUUCCCCACGUGCCCAGCCCUUCUGUCUGAAGGGCCACUCAAAAACUAGGACAAGAGACUACAAGGGAAGUACUUUGUAGAAGCAUCUCCUGAGGCAGGGCUGUGCUUGAGGGUCUCUUGUCCUGCAGGCCUCUACUAUACAGAGGCUUGCAUAGGAGGUGAGACUGAAGCCAGCAGAAAGAAGGGACUGAGGGACUGUGUUCACUCAUAGGAGGUUGGAGAUGUCCCUGGUCUUGUCCUCACGAACAGCACAGGUUCCAGCACUGGUAUGGGAGAGAAAAAUUCCCCACUCAGAGGGAAAACCAGGAAAGAUCGGGAGAGUGGGUGUGCAGGAGAGAAGGCCUCACACAAGCCUUCAGGUGAUUCGGGGCCCAGAAAUGCUCCUGGGUCCCUGGGAAGGCUGGGACCAUAAUACUCCAGCCCAAAGACUAGGGGAACAUUCAUUUACCAAGCUUGGCCUGGAAAUCUGUAGGGCAGUGCCCACUACUUUCCAAAGAAAUAAAAGAACAUUAUUUUUUAACAAA
Messenger RNA from Myodes glareolus (Bank vole), 2487 nucleotides. The record is from RefSeq and is a predicted model, not a curated record. NCBI's taxonomy places the organism in Eukaryota, Metazoa, Chordata, Mammalia, Rodentia, Cricetidae.